Ruditapes philippinarum (Manila clam) is the source of this 1518-nucleotide messenger RNA. RefSeq lists its product as uncharacterized. The coding region runs from base 155 to 1114 and encodes 319 amino acids. Lineage: Eukaryota; Metazoa; Mollusca; Bivalvia; Venerida; Veneridae. The transcript has 7 exons. The record is from RefSeq and is a predicted model, not a curated record.
UACAGAUAAGAUAUUGAUCAGACAGUCGUAAAAACUGUUUUGAUAAGUUUUAUCUGAUAGUUGUCAUGUAGGAAAUAUAAACAUUUUUCUAAUGCGUUCAACGAAAUACCUAUAAACUUCCAGGAUUACUAGGAAUAAAGGACAUUAUACUGAAAUGGGCACCGGUAAUUCAAAGGGAACAGUGCCACAUUUAACCAGAAGAAAUUCUAAAAGAUCGAGCUGGAGGAAAAAGAAAUCAAAUAGUGACGGGAAUGAAGAGCUUGAGCAAGAAAAUAUAACAGAAGAAGCAAUUUUCACAAAGAGACAAAGAUGCCUUGUAGAUCUAAAAAAAAGUGUCACUCAGCAUGAUGAUAGAUUAAACAGUUACAAUGACAAAUUAUCAGAGAUAAGAAGUCUUUUGGAUAUAUUACAAGAACAUAAAACCAAAAAUACCAGUGAUUACGGACACGGAGAUGUUACAGAUUCACAGAAGUUCAGAGAAAUAAUAGAACGAAUUGAAAACGUUUUGAAAUACUCACAGAUGUUAUCACAGUGUGCAAAGGAUGCAUUCAAAGAUGUAAAGGAGCGUGUAGCAAUUUUGGAAGAAACUAACAAAGUCGAAAGUGAUAUGAACAAGAAUUCCGUGAGCAAACCACUUGCUAUCAAAAGGAGGGGUAGUAAACAUAAAACUAGCGUUCCAGCCACAAUACAGAUAAUAUGUAAACAAGAUGGGAAGUUAAUGAACGACAUACAAACGGUUUUGGAAACUACAUUGAGGAGCAAGUUAGGAGCUGUGAACUUCAUAUCCUUGAACGACAUUUCCAAAAUCGACGACAAAAAGAUGCUUAUCAUUCUAUGUAUUGCUGCGACAAGGAUUGCAUCAGAUGCAGCAUCUGCUAUGCAAGAUAUUAAAAAUCCAGCAAAUGCUGCCCUUGUAAUAAUAGACGUCGAUGAGGCACAUGAAUUGUCAAAUACACACAAUUUGACAGGAGACGCUUUCAAGAAUCUGCGUGGUAUUUUUGGAUUGUCCUUUAUGAAAAGUAACGGCAGCUUCCCCAACUGUGACAUGAAUGACAAAAGUAUCAAUGGAUUAUGUUCGUUCUGCAAACAACAGCCAUACAGUGAAAAACUUUAACAAAGAGAAAAAUGGGAACUUUAAGAAGUUGUUAAUAAAAAGCAUAUGAUUUGCAUUGAAAACGAUUUAAAUAACAUGCAUAUUUUGUCCACGCAUAGACUUUCGUUAACCUUUUUUUAGACAACUUGAUGGAUGGAGUAGCAUAUAUCAUAAAAUUAAUUAAUGAUGAAGUUAAUGGAGUUAAGUACUGACGUCACUGAACUACUUAUACACAGCUUUAAAUAUCCUUUAAUUGUAGAAACUGUUGUGUCAAACGAAGCAUGUAUUAAAUGUCUGCGUGAAUAUGGUAAAAUCAUACGGACUAAUGCAAAGUUUCCGUUGGUUUCAUAUAGGUAAUAUAGUUGGUUUUCACGUUUUAUGAGUCAUGAAUUAUAUUUAGUGUUGAUUGUAGAUUUCAAAAGGAA